AUGAAGUUAGCGGUAUUAUUCCUUAUGUGCAUCGCGGCCGUAAUCAGUGUAUCGGGAAAGGCUCCAGUGCAGUUCUUCUGCGGCAGGCGUUUAGCUAAUACUUUAGCACUGUUCUGCCCAAACAGUCAAUUAUCUAAGAGAUCAGGAGAGUCGUACGAGCACAGUUACUAUCACACAGGAAGCGAUUUGCUUCCUGCCACAGAUGACGAUCUGUUCGGUGGAUUGGGACUCGGUGGGAAUAAUUAUGUGUCGAUGCGGGACAGUUGGAAGUGGCGUGGUGCCCUGAAGAGUGCACGUGGAAAGAGAGGUGUCGUCUCCGAAUGCUGCGACCAGCCCUGCACGCUCGACGAACUGCUCACUUAUUGUUAG
Diatraea saccharalis (sugarcane borer) is the source of this 369-nucleotide messenger RNA. The record is from the annotation of a GenBank genome assembly. NCBI's taxonomy places the organism in Eukaryota, Metazoa, Arthropoda, Insecta, Lepidoptera, Crambidae.